This is a messenger RNA of Pieris brassicae (large cabbage white), 652 nucleotides long. It is a transcript of the gene NHP2, whose product is annotated as H/ACA ribonucleoprotein complex subunit 2-like protein. Gene Ontology annotation, molecular function: box H/ACA snoRNA binding. NCBI's taxonomy places the organism in Eukaryota, Metazoa, Arthropoda, Insecta, Lepidoptera, Pieridae. The transcript is spliced from 2 exons. Gene Ontology annotation, cellular component: box H/ACA snoRNP complex. The record is from RefSeq and is a predicted model, not a curated record. Gene Ontology annotation, biological process: rRNA pseudouridine synthesis; snRNA pseudouridine synthesis. Bases 85 to 555 code for a protein of 156 amino acids.
UUUAUUACAACAGUAUUUGUUGUUUCCGUGAAGUACCACGUGCAUUGCGAUCAAAUUUAGCAAAUUUCGCAAAAAACCUCAAUCAUGGGAAAAACGAAACAAGAACCUGUAGAACAGGAAGAUCAAAAGGAUAUCAGCAUUAAAACAGAAGCCUUAAGUUAUGAUGAUAAAGUGGAUUAUUGCAGUAUAAUCGCCAAGCCGAUGGCUUCAAAGAAAUUAAGCAAAAAGAUUUACAAACUUAUUAAGAAGUCUAGUAGUCAUAAAAAUUAUAUUAGGAAUGGUCUCAAGAUCGUUCAAAAACAGCUACGUUUAGGUGAAAAGGGAAUGGUGUUCUUUGCGGGUGACAUAUCACCAAUAGAAAUAAUGUGUCACUUACCUGCUGUAUGUGAGGAUAAAGAUGUUCCUUACUGUUACACACCAAGCAGAAAAGAUAUUGGAGCUGCCAUGGGUACUAUGAGAGGGUGCAUAAUGGUUCUUGUUAAAGAACAUGAUGAUUAUAAAGAACUGUAUGAUGAAGUUCGUAGUGAGAUAAAGUUAUUGGGACAUCCUUUAUAAAAUAGAGUAGUAGGUAUAGGUGUAUACAUUUAAUUUUAAGAUAUUAUAACUUGUCAGCUCCGUGACUAUUUUUUAUUAAAUACAGACUUCAGUUGCU